This is a messenger RNA of Sphaerulina musiva SO2202, 2792 nucleotides long. RefSeq lists its product as uncharacterized. NCBI's taxonomy places the organism in Eukaryota, Fungi, Ascomycota, Dothideomycetes, Mycosphaerellales, Mycosphaerellaceae. The record is from RefSeq and is a predicted model, not a curated record. The transcript has a single exon. The coding region runs from base 1491 to 2591 and encodes 366 amino acids.
CUGACCUUUGGAAGUAGGUUCACGCCCACAACAUCACUGCAACCUCCACCAUGGCAGACACCACUCCACCACCGCCCGUCUUCAAAAAGCGCGCCAAGACUGCCAACAUUCGCAAACGACCCGCGACGCCUCCGCCCGAAGACGACCUCUCAGAGGACUCCGACUACACUGACGAUGAGCAGGGCGCACGAAUCAAGCGUCGCAAAAAGGAAGGGGUCAACAUCACCGCAGAAGCUGCCACGCGAGACGUCGUCACGAGCAAAUACACCGCUUUCCAAGCAGAUCGCUCCACCACCUUUUCCGCCAACGACGAUGCCACCAAGGCCUCCAACUGGUACACAGAUGCCGCUCUGGCUGCGAAAGAUGGCUCGAACUCAAAGCCUGCCACUGAAACUGUAGUGCCUGAAGCUACCGAUGGCACAUAUCAAGGCACAGCAAAGUACUCCACAUUCAUCCAAAAGAAUCCCGAAAAGAAGCAGUUGGGACCGCAGAAAGCUCCCACCAAUGUGCGCGCCAUCACCGUUACGGACUUCGCCCCAGACGUGUGCAAGGACUAUAAGCAAACAGGAUUCUGCGGUUUUGGGGAUAGCUGCAAGUUCUUGCACGCUCGAGAAGACUACAAGCAAGGCUGGCAGCUUGACAAAGAGUGGGAAAAGGCUGGCAAGAAGGACAAGAAACCCGGUGCUGGAACAGAUCCAAAUACGGAAGGCAUGGACGACGAAGAAAAGAUGCUCAUGGAGAUUCCUUUUGCUUGCAUUAUCUGCAAGGAAAGUUACAAGAAUCCUGUCGUGACGAAGUGUGGCCACUACUUUUGCGAAAAGUGCGCCAUGACGAGGUACAUGAAGCAUAAGAAGAAACAAUGCGCCAACUGCGGAUCGGACACGCAAGGGAGCUUUGGUGUGGCGAAGAAGUUGAAGGAUCUGCUGGCCAAGAAGAAACUACGCGAGCAGGAGAGGGCGGAAAAGGAGGUCAAUGAAGCUGGUGGUGACUGAACAACUGUUGAAUUUCUGCAUACGGUCACAGAGCCAUCCCGAGGGACGUAACUGAGCACAGUGAAGCAAGCAACAUCUCUUCUGCCCAGACUCGGAGUCCAGGCUAGCAGAGUGGGCUGAACGCUCCUCAGGUAUGCUUCCCGGCGACAGGAGCUCUGGCUACGAGACAACCAUCUGAACUCAUCCACAUGUAUCGAAAUGUCAGCCAAGACAGUAUCAGAUGGCUUCAGUUGACACGCCCAUUCAAGAUGUGUCGCUCCCCUUCAUACACCACCAGUGUUGCCGGUCUGGGAAAAUGUGGCAGCGACUGAGCACGUUGUCUCGGCGAGGAUGCCAUGUCCUUCGCUCAUCCGAUAAGACACACCUGCUGUGGGAAGCUGCUUAUAUUCGUGGAUUUCCUUAGGGAAAGGCUCAGCACAGACACCACACUGUUCACGACCAAAACAGAUACACAUCACGCGAACUCAAUUGCCCUGACCAACAACAAAGCCCUGCAUCAUGGCCACACAGAGUAUCGACGCUCGCGAGAUGCAGCACCCUACUGGAAAGCAAGCCCAGAUCAAGAAACAGGUCGAUUCCAUGCGUGGCGAGAUUCCUAGGUUCCUUUUCCGCUAUUGGAACAACCAGUCUGGCGGCAGUGCAGCACUCAACACCAUCGAUGCCGUUACUCCACUUGCAUUUCUAAAGACGCCAGACCUGCCGUCUUUUCGGGAGACGCCACUCGAUAAGCUCAGGCGCAUAACAGAAUUGCAUCUCGCAGCCCAUAGCAGGGUCACGACCGUCUACUCGUCUUGGUCUCAAUCACUAUCUGUGGUGAUCGCAAUGGCCGGAACUGGCAUCGGUAACGCACACAUCAGCAUUCUCGAUACCCAAGGCUUACCGGAGCGCAACGUAGUCCUGCAUACCGAGCAUGCCCGUCAGCUUUUCAACACGCCAGUAUGGGAUUACGAGUUUCUUGUUUUCGGAACCAUCAGUGGCAAGCACUACAAAGCCGUAGCUUUUCAGGAGUUUCAACAUUAUCUGCCGAUGUCAUCUCACCCAAGGCCCCCUGUCAACGUAAUAGCCAAGGAAGCAAUUCGGGUCGCCGAAAAAUUCGGUCCCGAUUUUACUCUAGUUGUCGCUACGUAUCUGCUCUCGCCAAUCUUGCAAUUGUGCAACAUGGGGGUCAUUAUGAGGGCGCUAUCUGACCUUCCGUGGCCGCACACAUUUGCGGUCAAUAGCAAUGUCGCUUCGGUCACCGAUCCCUCCGAAAAGUCCUAUUUCAAUGUCGUCGAUGCUUGGAAAGCAGCUGAGACAUUGCAGGAUCUGGCACUUCAUCAAUAUUGCCGCUCUGACUUGUUCCUGGGGGUCAGCGAGCAGAUGAAACAGAAGCUGAGCAGGACUUUGACUUCACGGCCAGGGAAGUGGAUGUCGAGACCAAGUGCUCCGCCGAUGCCUCAGUCAAGUACGAGGAUGAUCCUCAGAAGCAACAGCUCGGUUAUGGCUUCGUCCCGACUCUCUCGGGAGGUAAAGAAUCUCUACAUUGACAUGGUAGGUUGGAAAGACAACAAUGACCACAUUGCCGAGUGCUUGAAGGAACUCAGUCUGGCCAGCGUGUAGUAGGAGGAUAUUAAACCAACCGCGUGUAUACUGAAGAGGUAGGUUGAAAAUAAGUAUGGCUGGGCCACUGUAUGGUACGAGGAGAUGAUGAAUUGGCCCAUUCUUCUUUAAUUAUCAUAUCAAAGCCGAAGAACCCAAUAACAGACCACAAGGCCGGACGUAGCAGUCUCCAAUCCCCACGCUGAAUCCCAAGACGCAAAC